Molecule: messenger RNA, 2031 nt
Organism: Saccostrea cuccullata (small rock oyster)
Lineage: Eukaryota; Metazoa; Mollusca; Bivalvia; Ostreida; Ostreidae
Product: fibroleukin-like
Exons: 9
Coding region: 15-1565 (516 amino acids)
Source: RefSeq, a predicted model, not a curated record
ACUUUUUACAGCAGAUGGUAGACGCAUUACAAAGACAGGUUACUUCUAUGAGUCAGGAUCAGAGAAGAGAAAACAAGAAAAUUGCAAAGAAUUGCGAGAACAAGAUUCAAGAAAUCGAGCAGAAGUUUAAUAGAAACAUCACUGAGAUUUACGAACUUCUAAACAACAGAACAUUGCAAACCGUCACAAAAGAUUCCAAAAUAAUUACGGACUGUAAGGAUCACUUUCUACACGGCCAUAAACAAAUUGGUGUAUACAGUAUAAAUCCUUUCGGUAACGAGACUCGGGUACAGGUGUACUGUGAUAUGGAGACAGAAGGCGGAGGGUGGACAGCAAUCCAGAAGCGAGUGAGUGGAUCUGUAAGUUUCGACAGAACGUGGGUGGAGUACAAGGAUGGGUUUGGUACCCCUAAUGACUCUUACUGGAUAGGAAAUGACGUCAUUCAUCAGCUUACUAAGGGAAGAAACUCCUCCCUCUACGUCUCCAUAACGUUACAAAAUGGAACAAUUUUAUAUGAACUAUAUCAACAGUUCUCUGUGUCUGAUGGAACGGACAAGUACAAACUUUUUCUUGGAGGUCCAGCUACCGGAACUUUAGGCACAGCAUUGAUCUUUUCUGCUAUAAUCAACGAGAGACGCGACAUCCAGGAAAUAGACGUUCUGCGACAGCUCAUCAACCAGGAGACUCUCAUCAGGGUAUCUGUUGUCAAUGCCGUCAGGGCAGCUGUGGAUGACGUUACCUCUUUGAAGAGAAACAUGGCGUCAACAGAAACCACGGUCUCCUCCCUGGAGCGGGCACUAAAUGGAUUGAAAGUUCAGGUAGAUUCUCUAACACAGGAUAAGAAUUCAGCGGAGAAAACUGAAACAUUACAAAGACACGUCGAUAAUCUUACUAGUCAGAACCAGAUUUUAAAGCAGAGGAUAGAACAGUUGGAAUCACACGUUGAAAUAAACAAGACAAAAUCUUUACAGCAGACCGUAGAAACAUUACAAACACAGGUUGAUUCUUUGAGCAGGGAAAAUAGGAGAAAAAACAAAAAGAUUGCAAUAAAUUGUAAGAACAAAAUUGAAGAAGCCGAGCAGAAGUUCAAUAGAAACAUCGCAGAAAUUUACGAGCUUCUAAACGACAGAACAUUGGAAACCGUUAAGAAAGAUUCAAAAAUAAACAGGGAUUGUCAGGAUCAUUUUCUACAAGGUCAUAAACAAUCUGGUGUAUACAAUAUAAACCCCUUCGGUAACGAGACCCAGGUAGAUGUAUACUGUGAUAUGGAUAAAGAAGGUGGCGGGUGGACAGCAAUCCAGAAGCGGGUGAGCGGAUCCGUAAGUUUUAACAGAACGUGGGCGGAGUACAAGGAUGGAUUUGGUAACCCUAGUGACUCCUACUGGAUUGGAAAUGACGUCAUUCACCAGCUUACUAAAGGAAGAAACUCCUCCCUCUACGUCUCCAUUACAUUAUACAAUGGUACAGCUUUAUAUGAACUUUAUCAACAGUUCUCUGUCUCUGAUGAAAGGGACAACUACCGACUUUUUGUUGGAGGAGCAGCUACCGGAACGUUAGGUAAGUGAUAAGUAAAGUGUGUAACAAUCCUUGGAUCCGCCACUGAUCAAAACAAAGAAAGUGAAAAAGAGAGUGAGAGUAUGAGAGAAAGAAAGGAAAAAUAAGGAGAGGGAGGAAAAUAAAAUAGAGAUCUACUUAAUCUAUAAAAAGGAUAUGUCAAUUUUAAUCUUUCUUGUCUUCUACUAGCAAAAUGCAUGCAUCCUCUAUCUCUUAUUAAUGAAUAGACCCCACGUUUUUAACGAUGAUUUUUUUUUCUAAAUAAGAUAAAAAUAAUUUUCAGGUACUGUGAGAUCGCUAAUUUUCGCGGGGAAUCAAUUUUCCUUGUUUUCAAGGUAUGCAGAGACCCACAAAAUGUAAAAUUCAAAAAGUCCCACAAACUAUUUUUUCAUGAACCUCGAAAAAUUUGGAACCUUCGAAAAUACGUGAUUGUACAGUAUAUUUUUCUUAAAUACUGCCUAUUCCUUCACCCUGUAG